Messenger RNA from Xiphophorus couchianus (Monterrey platyfish), 1128 nucleotides. It is a transcript of the gene grcc10, whose product is annotated as gene rich cluster, C10 gene. Gene Ontology annotation, biological process: post-embryonic development. The coding region runs from base 136 to 504 and encodes 122 amino acids. The transcript has 4 exons. Lineage: Eukaryota; Metazoa; Chordata; Actinopteri; Cyprinodontiformes; Poeciliidae. The record is from RefSeq and is a predicted model, not a curated record.
CACCUCUUCGUCUCGUCACUAGAAUGAUGAGAUAAAUAAAAAAAAGGCACAAAAAACUCAAAUUCAAACGCCUGACUGUCUUCCAACUUCAGAAACUAAUCGUGAUUUCACCAGGUUGAAGCUUUUCGAGACAUCAUGGCUUCGGCUCCAGCCCAACAACCCACACUGACCGCUGAACAAACCAGAGUGGUGCUGAGUGAAGUGAUCCAGGCCUUUUCGGUGCCAGAGAACGCUGUGCGAAUGGAGGAGGCUCGGGAGAGCGCCUGUAACGACAUGGGGAAGAUGUUGCAGCUCGUGCUUCCUGUGGCCACUCAGAUUCAACAGGAAGUAAUCAAGGCGUAUGGAUUUAACAAUGAAGGAGAAGGCGUCCUUAAAUUUGCCAGACUGGUGAAGAUGUAUGAAACCCAGGACCCAGAAAUAGCAGCCAUGUCUGCAAAGCUGAAGGCUCUCCUCCUGCCACCGUUGUCAACACCACCUAUAGGAGGCGCCAUUCCAGCUUCAUAGGAUUUAUUUUUGACCAGGUCAAAUGCAAGAGUGCUUUCUUUCCAUGCUUUGCUUCUCUGUAUUAUCAUGUAUUUAAGAUCCUGUUUUUGAUUUUAGGUCUAAGUUUUAUACCACUAAUGUUUCUUUUAAAAAAAUAUGGUUAUAUUGAAAGCAUUCUUGCAAAUUCUUGAUUUAUUUUUUGCAUUGUAUUUAUUUGUUACAUAUAACACUAUAACCACUUUAUUCCACUGAAACAUUUACUUUAAUGCCAUCCUUUUUUAUAUAAUGCCAUUUGUUUUUCUGUAAAAAAUAAAUGUUUUCUCUGUAUUUGUGUUAUUUAUACAAAGGGGAUAAAAAGCUGUGAUAGACACUUUAUUAACGCAUUAAAAUCAUAAUCACAUUUUUAAAAAGCCAAGAGGUACCUUUACAUUUCAGACAGUGGUAGGCGUGUUCAUGGUAAAAACCUGAUUUCUAGCAUAAAAAUUGUACUACAUGUCUGAUCCCACUCUGAAUAGAUGAAGACAGUGAUUAGAGAAGAGGUGCAUAAUAAAUAGUUAAGAUAAAGUGACCUAGAUGCCAAUAUAUUCCUCCAAAAAUGCUACAUUGUCAUAGCUAACUUGGUAAUAAAGUGCUCUUUAAAGUAAA